Messenger RNA from Photinus pyralis (common eastern firefly), 1138 nucleotides. Its product is annotated as fibrillin-2-like. NCBI's taxonomy places the organism in Eukaryota, Metazoa, Arthropoda, Insecta, Coleoptera, Lampyridae. The transcript has 5 exons. The record is from RefSeq and is a predicted model, not a curated record. Bases 47 to 1045 code for a protein of 332 amino acids.
CUUUUUCAAAUUAUUAAACACUUCUACGUUCACCAAUUAUUGCAAAAUGAAAGUGACUAGUGAAAUUGCUAUUAUUCUAGUAUUAACAUUAUUGUGUCUGUCGUGCGGUUCAUCUACUAAAGUUCAAGAACGAAUAUUGUCCUUUUACACUUGCAAAUACGACAUCGACUGCGUUGAAAAUGCCUUUUGUUACUGGAGGGCUCCAGAGGGAGGAAAAUGCCGUUGUAAAGAAAAUUUUGUGCUGGUGCAAAAUAAGACGAGCUUCGAGUGUUUGGCGGUUGCUACUGGAAUUGAUUCGCCUUGUAUAGAAAACAUUCAAUGCGAAAUGUCACUUGGUAAUUUAGCCGAAUGCAACGCGAGUAGUAAUAAAUGCCAAUGCAUUGACGUAGCUCAUUUGGGAAGAGACGAUAAAUGCCACAGAACGAUCGCAUUGGGGGGAAUAUGCGAAACCAAUGACAAUUGUCUUUUGGGAGACGAGUCCUAUGGAUUUUGUUACGUUGGCAAGUGCAUCUGUAAUGUUAAAUAUCACAUUUCUUCAGAUGGGAAACGUUGUAUACCUUCGUCGUUUCUUCAGCAGUCGUGCGAAUCGGCAGAAUCGUGCGCAGUGACCGCAUUUUCUGAUUGCUAUGGUGGAAUUUGCAAGUGUAUUGAAGGGUACAUUGAAGCGGAAGAUUUUGAAAGCUGCUUAAAAGCUGCAAGUGCUGUGGGAGAUAACUGCACGCAAACAAUUCAAUGCAGCGAGUAUAUUAAGGGUUCUUUCUGUGACAAUAAUAAAUGUACUUGUAAAACUGGUUACCAUGGCUAUGGUAACGAAUGCACAGUUGAUGCUAAAUUGGGAGAAGCUUGUAAAGAAGAUAAGGAGUGCAUUCUAACCGCGAAUCUUGAAAAUUCAGUACGAUGUACUCUUGGAGUUUGCACAUGCGUUGUGGGUCUUUCAAGUCAAGAGCCUUACGGUUGUGUUAUAAAUUCUGCUGUACUGAAACAAUAUUACCCUUCGCUGAUCAUGGGGUUGAUACUCGCAUUGUUUUUAAUUAACCCUCAUUAAAAAUUUAAUGGUGAUAGUUUUUUUCAAUUGUUCAUUUACUUACAUAAAUUCUUGUCGUUACAGCGAUCACAGCAAUAACAAAGACGAAAAUAU